AUGGCGGAUACAGCGAUACGAGAGGUUACCAAGGGUGUUUGGACGUUUUCCCGACCAUUUGCGCGUUUUGGACUCGUCCCCAUUGGCGGGCGCUCCACUGCAAUCCAAUUGAACGAUGGGGGGCUUUGGGUGUUGGCAUCUACUCCAUUGAACGAGCCAACAAAAGCCAAGCUAGAUGAACUUGGGCCCGUCAAGUACAUCGUUUCCGCCGACGCGGUCCAUUACCUCUUUCUCAGCGAGUUCAAGAAAGCGUACCCAGAUGCGAAGCUCUAUGCUCCCAAAGCAGCUAUAGAGCGAUGCAACGACAAGACCCUCAAGUUUGACGGAGUCUGGGGUGGCUCUGACUCGGACGGGAAAACAUUUGAAUUCGAGAACGAGGCGCGUAAUUUCAUUCAACACUGCUAUUUCUCUGGGUUCAAGAAUCGCGAUGUCGCGUUCUUCCAUGCUGAUUCCAAGGUCAUGGUGGAAGCUGAUCUCUUAUUCAAUCUCCCUGCAACCGAACAGUACUCUAAAUCCACUUCGUCGGGAUACGUCCCAUCCUGGGGGCAAAUCAACCCGUGGAACUGGAUGCAUCCAAAGCUCGUCUGGCAAUUGGGCGAAAAUAAGGAGGAAAUGAAGAGAGACGCAAGGACGGUAGCUGGGUGGAAUUUCGAGAAGAUUAUCCCCUGCCACGGCGAUGUGAUUGAGAAUGAUGGCAACAAGGCGUGGAGGGAAGCAUACAAAGCCUUCCUUGACUGA
Pleurotus ostreatus (oyster mushroom) is the source of this 738-nucleotide messenger RNA. RefSeq lists its product as uncharacterized. The transcript has 11 exons. NCBI's taxonomy places the organism in Eukaryota, Fungi, Basidiomycota, Agaricomycetes, Agaricales, Pleurotaceae. The record is from RefSeq and is a predicted model, not a curated record. The coding region runs from base 1 to 738 and encodes 245 amino acids.